Toxotes jaculatrix (banded archerfish) is the source of this 7108-nucleotide messenger RNA. Its product is annotated as raftlin-like. The record is from RefSeq and is a predicted model, not a curated record. The coding region runs from base 548 to 2656 and encodes 702 amino acids. The transcript has 10 exons. Lineage: Eukaryota; Metazoa; Chordata; Actinopteri; Toxotidae.
CACAGGAAAAGACACCGAAAGAGAGCAAACACCGCAUAGAAAGACAGAUUGAAAAGAGAGAAAAGGGAGGGAGAGAUAGGGGAGGGAGGUAAAUAUGUGACAGGAUGUGGUUUCCCUGAGCUUGCAGAACAUCAGUACACAGGCAUACUUUGAGCAUGACCUAAACACACCAAGCGUACAAGUGUGUUUGAGCUCCGUUAGGUGGCGAGGGGGAAGACGAAGCAAACCGCUGGAGCUGCUGUUGCUGCUGCUGCUGCUGCUGCUGCUGAGCCUGUAGAGCCGACAGACACUCUGGUUUCUCUGUCGCCUGCCUGGGGAUUGUGUUUCCUUUAAGCCAGCCAGCUUCACGGCAACCUCAGUCAGCCUGUCGGACAGGAUCUGAACCCGUCCUCCAUCCUCUCUUUGUGCUGCUCUCCUUCCAAGUAGAAUGCGAUUCUCUGCUGGAAGCUCUGGUCCAGUUGCUGCCUUUGCGUCCAAGCAGUGAACUUCUCAACUAGAUUGUGAAACAGGAUCCACGCACACAGAGUGACUGACAAACUGUGGAGCCAUGGGCUGCGGGCUGCGUAAGAUGAAACCGAUGUCGGAGGACAACAGUCCGGGGAAGAUUUACUCCACCCUGAAGAGACCGCAGGUGGAGACCAAGGUGGGCGUGGCCUACACCUACCGCUACCUGGACUUUCUGAUCGGCAAAGAUGGUGGGACGUCCACACUGCGUCUCUCGUCGGUGCGGGAGCUGCCAGGUCAGCUGCAGGAGCUUUACCAGCAGGGCUUCGUCCUGGCAGCCGUUCACCCGUUCAUCCACCCCUGUGGUCCAGAGUCCAACAGCCCACAGCACCAGCUCUACCGGGCCAUACUGGUCCGACUCAAUGACGGGGUGGAAAGGAGCCAGCUGGUCUGCCCACCGUACAAACUACAGCUGGAAGAGUGUCUGUCUGCCGAGCAGGUGCCCACCCCUGAGCUCAUCCAGGGCUACGUCAAGAAGCAGAUCCAGGAUGCGGCUGACCAGGGGGUGAAGUUUGUGGGAUUUGUCCAGGAACCUUAUGGGGCCCCAUGCACCACGAUCAGAGAACCAGACACCCCUUCCCUUUCCCUGCACUCCAGCCCAAGCUCAUUGCUCGGUUCUCUGGGAAGCUGCAGCCCAUCGAACCCCUCAAGCCCCAAAAACCAAGCAGAGCCUGGAGCCGGAGCUGGUACAGUGGGCAAAGAGGGGAGUGAGGAAGCCUCACGUGAGGCUGGGGAAGGAGUACUGAGUGUGGAGAAGAGUCAAAGUGAGAACACUGGGAACCAUUCAGGGAGCGGGUUGGAAGGCACUCAGGACGAGGUCUCGCCUGCCACGUCUCCAAUAUCAGAGUUAGACCUGGAGCACAGUGAGGAGCUGACGGAGGAGAACUCGCCGUGUCACAAUAACAACAAAGACAGCGGCACAGAGACAAAGGACAGGCCGAGAUACCGACAGCGGAGAGGUGACGGGGUGGAACUGCUCGCUUUGUACAACCAUCCCCCCGUCCGGGAGGGCCAGGUGAAGUACUACACUGUCAAGGUGCCGCUUCGUGUCCAAAACUGUGAUGAGGGCGUCAAAGGCGUGGAGGCCAACUGGCUGGAUCACAUGACCCAGCAUUUCAACAACGGAGCCUCGCUGGUGGAUGGAUACUUCCACCUGGGCAACGUGAACGAUUUGCUGCCUAAGUCGGUGGAAAGUGUCUUCAUCUUCCAGGAGGCAAGCGAGGGCGAGCCGAACGUGGCCGCGCCUACGUACGACGCCAUCGUAGUGGAGCAGUGGACCGUCAUUGAUGGCCUGCAGGUGAAGGCUGAUUAUGUUCCUCUGCUGCAGUCCCUCGCCACCUAUGGAUGGAGACUCACUUGUGUUCUGCCAACUCCUGUAAUCAAGACUAACAGUGAUGGAAGUCUCUCCACCAAACAGAUUGUUUUCCUGCAAAGACCCGUGCUGGGCCGAAAGAGGAGGGAAUCCAAGAAACUGAUCUUCAAGCCCCGAAGCAAGUCCAACAAGAACUGCAUCAAAGACACCGCAAAGAACAAGAAGAAAAAAAAAACAAAAGCCGAGAAGGAUGCAGAAGAUCCCAAGAUGCUUGAUGACAGAGAAAAGGCUGAGAAAGAGGAAGACAAGAGUAGGGACGAAAGGUUGAACACAACAGACGCAGAGGCGGUGAGAGAAAGUGAGCCACUGAAAGAAAGGGAAUCCAGGUGUGAGGAAGAUAGAAAGAUUGAUGAUGGCAUUGAAAUCAGCAUAGAGACUGUCGAAAAGAAAGAUGGAGGAGCGGAGACAAAAGACAAAGGAGCAGGAAAUGGCACAGAAGAAGGAGGAGGAGAAGAAGAAGAAAAAAUAACAUUGGAUGGAGAGGUAUCAAGAGAGAAUGGAGAGCCUUUAGAAAACCGAGAAGCCCAGGAAGUGGCAGAAGCCGUUGCGACUGUCAAAACAGAGAAUGAGACCAAAGAAAAGGAGGGCGAAGGCGUAGCAGAAGUUGAAGCUGUGAUCGAAAACGGUGUCGAGACGGAUGAGGAGAAAGACGAGGGCAAAGAGAAUGUGCUCAAACACAAGACAGAGGAACCAGCAGGUGUUGAAGUCGUCGCCAAGGAGAUUGUGGCAGAGUCAGAGGUCACGCCCACCAAUCAAACCCCAGAGGAGACUCAAGAGUAGCCCCAAGUCAAGGUUUUUCCCCACCCUACCUCUCAAAGUCCCCAUCUUACGACCUGGUUCUCAGUGUUGUCCCUGAUCCAAAUUAAUGGGGCUUUGAUCCCAAUCGCUGCAGCAUUGUCCAAACCUGCCGUCUUUCAUAGACGACCCCACCCCCUCCCCCCACCCACCCCCCGCCCCCAGCCUGCCACAGUGUAGCUACAGAAUGAUUUAAUGUAACUGCAGACAUCGGUCCUACCUAUAACCACACAUACUGAAUGUAUAUAUCCAAAACAGGCGGUGCUGGUGCAUAAUAGUCAAUGUGGAGUCACUGGAAUAACUGGAUGUGGACCAACAUGGGGGGUGAAUGUCUACAAUGAUGCUCUGCUCAAACGGGAUGAGCUUUUGUUUUACUUGAGAAGAAUGAGCAACAAUUUAAGGGCCGGGUCACAUCAGAACUUUAAACAGCAAAGUUUUGCAGUGAAAGCAGUUCGGUUAAAAUGGAAAUCUUAGUGGACUGGUUCUUGGGGACAAAGUGAUUUUGUAUUAAUUUUUGGCAUCAAGUUUGAAUUCAGUGGAGUUUGGAGGAGGGAGCUAGCGUAGCUUAUUAGCUGUGUUGGAACAUCAGCUUUUACUGACGCCUUCUUCUGCCUGUUUAAAAACUGUCCCACAACAGAUGUGGGAUGCUGAGGUGUCACCGAGCCACUAGAACCACACAGAUAAAUUACGCUGUGCUUCUUUCUGGUGUGGCCAGGCCUUUUGAAGGGGGGUGAGGAGCAUUGACCUACAUUAUUUUCACUGCAAUGUGACACUGAGUUUGAUGUCACCUUGCAACCUCUAUAAUUAGGGUUCAUUAGGGGGGGAGAAAAGUUUGGGAUCUCACACCUACCCCCUUCGACUCUUCUCGUCUUAUCCGAGAGUCCUACCCAGGUAUAGCAUCUUACUCACAAGAGGUAGCCUACUUUCACCUGACAGUAAAACAGUUUGGGGAGCUCUUUCCAGUUUCUGAAGCUGUGGAAGGAAAAGUCGGUUCCAUAAUCCAACAGACAGAAUCCUGACAAGACACAGUUCUGCCUAAUCCACACAACUGACAAUAUUAAGGCAGGUAAGCUCAGAAAAGUGUCCUCUGUGAUCACAGACUGUAUCACCAUUUCCUGUUCCUUCGCUCUGUGCACCAUAGGAAGUUGUGAUGUGGAGGGAACUUGGAGGAGAACGCUGGUAGAGGUGAUGGGAAAGGCGUUUGUUGCGACAGGCAAUCCAAAGUAGGGUGAAGAGAUAAUUGUUUACGCUGAGCUCUAAGCCAUCAAGUGCUUCAAAGAGAGCCGAUAAUCACUCUUUGGUGUGGUGUGCUAAGCUCACCUUGCAUACAGAAUGUUCCAUAUUCAAAGCCAAGUCAGAUAAGGAUGUGAAAUUCAGCUGAAUGUUUGCAGCUCAAGGGCAGAACUCGUAUUUAGAGUCACCUAGUUAGUUUUUACAUAGAGGAGUGAGGAUUUAUUUCCACGCAAAGUUGCAUUUUUAAUUACAUUUCCAGUCAAAGGCUGCAAACAAAAGCUCAGUGUGGAAACGAGGUUAAGCUGCGUGGUCAACGCAGAAGCUUGUUGUUUACUCAGACCAAAACUAAAGACUGAGAGGGAGACACUGAGACAAAAUAAGAGGUUGAGGGCAAAAGAGAACGACCACUGAGCAUAAGAGAGUCGAAUAAAAGAAAUGAAUAGGCUCAUUUAGAGUAACGUCCGUUUGCGUCCCACAUUCCCUGCUGAGAUUUCCUUCAUUAUUUUACCUCCAGCUCUGUAAGCACCUCUUACCAGACAUCAUUUCUGACAAUAACCAAGUCAUAAUGUGCGGUUUUAUUGCAUCGUGUAGCUUUCCAUUUAAGAAAGAGGAAAGUGAGGGAAGUGAGGGAGGUAGCAACGUUCACAGUGUAGAACUCUCAUUAGCUCACUAAUGGAUUUUGUCAGUGGGGUAUCUGUCAGGAAUCAUGCAUUUAUAAUGGGGGUCACUUAUGGGGGAGGUAUUGACAGCAAAACACCUCAACAUGUCAAGAAAAUGGCCUUCAGAUUUAACGGUGAUGUCACGGGGAAUCAUUUGCACUGAGGAGAACAACUUUGUGUUAAAAAUGCUAAAUUUUGCAGAGAAAUUGUGUUCACUUCAUCAUAAAACACACCAGAAAACCUAUUUAUUAAAAUGUUAGCAUUCGGUUAAUCAAGAACCUAAACUACCUGCUGUCUUGCUUCAUAUAGACUAUAAUUUGUUAUAAUUUGGAUCCUUUGUUUUAUGAGGACAGAUGAUACCUUGGUCAUGAAAAAUGUCUCCUUUUGGAGAUAAAACUCUUCAAUUACACACAAGCAAGAUCGAUUAUGCUGAAUAAGUGCUCUCCUUCUGGGGGAUUAAUCCACCCGCCGCUGAGAUUUUUUUCAAUGUAAAAUGGCAGAUGUUUUUGUGUAGAAUAGAAUAUAAAAAACUGUGACCAGUUUAGCCUUAUUACUAUACUGUAAAUUGCCCACAACCUGCUAUUAGAAAUGUCUUCAUAGAGGCACAAUGGUGAUUUAAGUGUUACAUGUUUGUUAUAGUCAAACUGGAAAGUUUUGCUACGGUCGGUGUUGGUAUUUUGAAGCUGUCGUUCCCUGUUUUAUUACUGGAAUUCAAAGUGAGGGGAUAAAAGAUUUGAAGUGUUUGUCAAUAUGAAGGUAAUAUGUUUUGGAUUCGUUUUUAAGAUGUUUUGAACGGUUUUUCGUAUUAUUAUUGUGAAUGUUCUGUUUUUGAGUCAAAAGAAUUUUUACUGUGGGCUUUGUGUUGCCUCUGCUGUUCCGCUAAAGCUUGCUAAAAUGCAUUUCUGACUGAUGCUUCGAGCUACCUCCUGAGGGCUGUUGUUGGUUUUAAACCAAGGGGUCACAUCGCGUGCGACCCCCUGAAACAUAUGCUCCUUGUCCUCUCGGCCUCCACUAUGACAGAGGUUGGACCUGUGAGCGUGAGUUCAUCACUAAUGGCAGACAAGGUCAAGGGUCAUAUUUUAGCCAGAAUGGAUUUUCCACAGCUGUACACAGGAGUUUGCACGAGCACAUGACAAAUAACCACUCUGAUACUGAAUUAUGAUACGAAGUCAUAUCAAAAUAUUCUCUGUGGUAUUUUCUUUUUUAGCUUUUGGCUGUUUGAGCUUUAAUAAGCACUUAUUGUAUUAAAGAAGAAUGCUGCUGGGGAGCAACUAAGACUCAGCUGUCACUUUCACACAUGUGACGAAUAUGAAUUAUGAAAGGCAAUACCAAAAUGCGUCUUUUGAUAGCUGACAAGAUCACUAUGAAUAUUUGAGUAAUUUCCCAAAUGAAUCCCGGUCAACUUAUUUAAUCAGAUUUAAUCAAUUUCUCCGUUCUCCCCUGUGUUAAGACAAACAUUUAAACUGUCAUCUGUUUUGUGAAUAUAAAUUUAUUUCAGUAUUCCUGCCUUUCUCCUUUUUUUGUUUUUUUAAUCUGAAACUGUGACAUUUAUUCCCCUUUGGCGUCCUGUGAAAACAGACAACUCAUGUUCCACUUUAUCUGGAAGAGCAGACUUUGGAAAAUCAGUUAGCGACGAGGUGAUGUCAUGUGACAUGGCUGUGUUUUUUUUAACUCCCACUACAUUCCGGUUGGACAUCCACAAACAUGGGCGACUGUAACCUCGACAAGUUACAACCGGCCCUGUAUCCUCCCGUCCUACCUGAGGCUGUGGCCUUCAGGGCUCUAAUUCUCCCUGAUAAGGGCUGAUUGGUUGCAGUGCAGUCUAACCCCUGACAUGAGUACACUCCAGGGACUGUGGGUAAUUGUGUUUUUUUUUUUUCUUGUCUGGUAUUACAGAAAAAAAAAAGGAAAACACAGACAAGGAGAGAAAAGCGAGGCAGGAUCUGACACUUCAUCAGUUAAAUGAUGCUGAACCAUGUUAACUUAUCCAUCCGUGGAAAAAAGGAGACCUUUGUCUAAUGUUAGACUUAAAUAUACAUUUGCAGCCCUCUACUCAUUUGUGUAAAAAAAAAAAAAAAAAAAGGUAAUAUACAGUUUCCUGUCUUAUAUCAGCAUAAUUGUCUCUGAGCCUCAAUAGCGGCGCUGGUGCAAUCGUUCUUGGUAAUGCUGUUAAAAAAAAAAAAAAAACUUAAUGGUUCAUUUCCUGUGUGCUACUAUGAUGUGAAAUGGGCAGAGUAGAAAUGGCAGAACAUGAUACAAUAGGAUGCCAUCAUUUUUUUCUGUGUUGUCACUUUAGCUUGCUCACAGCCUCUGGAAAACGUAUUCUUAGGAUUUUUUUUUGUCUCUGAUGUUAGGUUUUUCUAUCACCUCGGCUGCCAUCUUGAAUGUUGAGUAUCUUUGAUCAUGUGCUGUUGUCACUUGCAUAGCAGUGUUUGCUAUCGAGGAUGGAAAAGUAUUCUUUAUCUUUGCUAUCCUGAGUAUGUCCACAUUCCUAUUGUUCAUGACAUCUGUACAAUUUGUAUAUUAUAAAAUGAUUUAUAUUUAA